AUGCGGAGAGCUACCGUGAUCGAGGAGGUGUGCCGAACGGGAGCUAAAAACGGCCUGAUGGCAGUACCCGAAGGCGGUCCGCAGACGCCGGAAAACUCUGCACGGAAUGAGGCCAUCCCAACAGCCCCAGGUCGGAGACAGAACCACCCAGCAGAAACCCUACGAGCCCCAGUGGUUGAAUUUCCCUCAUUGGACGAUGGCAAAAGAAUUACAUACCAGACGGUUGCGAGCCUCGUUAGCAGCCUAAAGAAAGUCAUCACCCAACAGACCAACAUAAUCGAGCUAGCAAGGGCAGAAGUCCGUGAAAUCAAAACGGAACAAAUCACCCUGAGAGAACAGAAUGUGAAAUUACAGGAAGAGAUUCAGGCGCUACGCACCCAGAUUGAGAACCAGGCAACUACAAUCCUACCCCCAAACCCAUGGGCUGAAGUAGCCUCCACAAUCCCACCAACGAUCAAUAUACUCCCACGACCCCAGAAAGAACUGAACUGCGUCCGGAUCAGUACUGCACAGCCAGAGGCAACGGAUAACAAUGGAAAUAACAAUGACAACUUCACAAGGUUCCUGCCUACUGAUACUGCCAACAAACAUAUCAGGACCGCCUUAUCAAACACAGAAUCCACCAAAGAUGUACAGGUAGCAGGUGUUGGCACCACUAAAACAGGCUAUGUAAUCAGAUUCAGAGAUGCUCAGUCGGCCGAAACAGCCCGGAACAACACCGCAUGGCUGGAAGAAUUGGGGAACGAAACCAGGCUGGUCAAACCCCGAUUCGGCAUUGUGGUUCACCGAGUGCCAACGGAGGACUUUGACUUGGAGAAGGAAAAGAGAGAAGGGAUUGAGAAGAUCAUGGAAGAGAAUGACCUGGCCGAGAAAGGAUUUGAAAUCGAGGAUAUUGCAUGGCUCAAGAAGAAGGAUAGACCGCUGGGAAAGGCCGCAUCGAUAGGCAUCUAG
Molecule: messenger RNA, 951 nt
Organism: Talaromyces stipitatus ATCC 10500
Lineage: Eukaryota; Fungi; Ascomycota; Eurotiomycetes; Eurotiales; Trichocomaceae
Exons: 2
Coding region: 1-951 (316 amino acids)
Source: RefSeq, a predicted model, not a curated record